AUUUUUUUAACUAGAAUUUGAAAAACGGUGGUUGACGUAACAUUUUCAAAGCAUAUAACCUUUCUUGACUUUUCCCUUUCGUUCAUUGCCGCGUCAAAAUUAAAGGCAAGUGUCCACAAGCUGCCAAACUACAUCAUUCCACGUGCCACACAAAGGAAGCCUCUACGAACGACGUUUUUCAGACAAACACAGUGAUCCUAUUCGCUCAAGCCCCCAAAAUUGACCUUUACCCUUUCCAUCAUCAACAAAAUAUUGUAACUUCAUACUUUUAAUCCUUCUCUAAUUACCACAACAAACAGUAAUCCUCAGCAUUUAGAUCACUCCCAGAAAAAGCGAUCGUUCCAAUUCAUAAUUUUCCCAUACUCUGUAUCUGAAGCCGUUCGGAGCCAUUAUAGUAUUAUCUUCUUCAUCAGAUUUCAAAGCAAAAAUCUGGUAAUCAUCGAUCAGUACAUAAGUUCAAACAAGAAAAGAACACAGAAAAAAAACGUAACAAUUCAAAGCAGCCGGCUUCAACUUCCAGGACAAGAAAAAAGUUUUAAGACUUUUUGAUUUGUCUGUUUGUCUGCUAUAUCUCCCAUUAAACUUCCUCUUUUUUCCAUUCUUUUGGCCAUACAAAGAACGAAAACAAGAUGAAGUAUCAAGUUUUUGUGCUUACGAUUAUGGUUUCACUCUCGUUUGCUUCAGUUUCAGCUAGAUUUUUUCCAAAUAUAACAGCUAUUCCGCCUUGGCUACUCCCAAACGCUACCUCAUUCGCCCCAUGGGAUGCCUUCACGAAAUUCUCCGGUUGCCAAUCAGGCGAAAGACGAGACGGUUUGUCCAAGCUCAAACAGUACUUUAGCAACUUCGGUUACAUCCCCAACUCUCGGUCUAAUUUUAGCGACGAUUUUGAUGACGAGCUAGAAAAAGCCUUGAAAACGUACCAACAGAAUUUCAACCUUAACGUUACCGGUCAACUGGAUGAUCAGACUCUUCAACAGAUCGUACGGCCCAGAUGCGGUAACGCCGAUAUAGUUAAUGGGACGACUGCCAUGAACUCCGGUAAAUCGUCGUCGUUACACACCACCGGGCACUUCCAUACGACGGGUCAUUACACUUUCUUCCCGGGAAUGCCACGUUGGCCUGCCAACAGGCGGGACUUAACAUACGGUUUCUUACCCGGAAACGGAUUAAGAGACGAGGAAAAGGCCGUGUUUACAAGGGCCUUCGAAAAAUGGUCGGCUGUUACGCCGUUGACCUUCACGCAAACGGAUUCAUUCUUCAUCGCCGACAUCAAAAUCGCUUUUUACAGCGGAGACCACGGAGACGGAGAGCCAUUUGACGGGGUUUUAGGAACGUUGGCUCACGCGUUUUCUCCGACAAACGGGAUGUUCCAUUUGGACAAGGACGAGAACUGGGUCAUUUCGGGCGACGUCGCGAGGUCAACGCUGCCGUCGGCUGUGGAUUUGGAAUCCGUGGCUGUUCAUGAGAUCGGGCAUUUGUUAGGGCUGGGGCAUUCGUCGGUGGAAGAUGCGAUUAUGUACCCGACGAUUUCUUCGAGAACAAGGAAAGUGGAGCUGGCAAAUGAUGAUAUAGAAGGGAUUCAAUCGUUGUACGGUAGUAAUCCUAACUAUAAUGGUUCCACGACGCCAACUCCGACUACCCAGGAGAGAGAAACUAGCGCUGGUGAAGCCCGUUACUUUGGUUCACGGUGGUGCCUGGGUGUAUUCUUGGCCGUUGGAUUUGGGUCCUUAUUUUUGUAAAUUACUCAAGCACCGUUUAAUUUAUCUUCUUUGUUUAUUAUUUUUUUUCUAGCGUUUUCUUUUUUGGGUGAUAUUUAUAGAUUGCCACCUUUUACGAGGCUAG
Durio zibethinus is the source of this 1842-nucleotide messenger RNA. Its product is annotated as metalloendoproteinase 2-MMP-like. Gene Ontology annotation, biological process: extracellular matrix organization; proteolysis; collagen catabolic process. The record is from RefSeq and is a predicted model, not a curated record. Gene Ontology annotation, molecular function: metalloendopeptidase activity; zinc ion binding. Gene Ontology annotation, cellular component: extracellular matrix. NCBI's taxonomy places the organism in Eukaryota, Viridiplantae, Streptophyta, Magnoliopsida, Malvales, Malvaceae.